This is a messenger RNA of Dufourea novaeangliae, 993 nucleotides long. Its product is annotated as band 7 protein AGAP004871-like. Lineage: Eukaryota; Metazoa; Arthropoda; Insecta; Hymenoptera; Halictidae. The record is from RefSeq and is a predicted model, not a curated record. The transcript has 6 exons. Gene Ontology annotation, cellular component: plasma membrane. Bases 1 to 993 code for a protein of 330 amino acids.
AUGGUACACUACGGGUGCACUAAAACCGAUAGCGGUGGAGUCGAGUGCUUCGUCGAGUUCAGUGAGACAUCAAGUUACUCGAUCCAGAAUAAAGUUGGCGUAAUGACGAGAUGCGUCGAAGUUUUCGCAACCAUUGGAUCGUUUCUCCUGGUGCUGGUUACGCUCCCGUUCUCCCUGUGCUUCACCUUCAAAGUCGUACAAGAAUACGAGAGAGCCGUCGUUUUCCGAAUGGGUCGCUUAAAAGGAGACGCAUGUGGUCCAGGAACGUUCUUCGUUAUGCCAUGCAUCGACACCUGCGUACGAGUCGACCUGAGAACCGUGUCCUUCGAUGUCCCGCCGCAGGAAAUUCUCACCAAGGAUUCCGUAACGGUAACCGUCGAUGCGGUCGUCUACUACCGCAUUAAAGAGCCACUGAGCGCCGUUGUCAAGAUCGCCAAUUACAGUCAUUCCACUCGACUGUUGGCUGCCAGCACGCUAAGAACGGUUCUUGGAACGAGAAGUUUGGCCGAGAUCCUGUCCGAACGCGAAACCAUCUCUCACACCAUGCAGACUUCUUUGGACGAAGCCACGGAUCCUUGGGGUGUCAAAGUUGAACGCGUCGAGAUAAAAGACGUUCGGCUUCCGGUGCAGUUGCAACGUGCCAUGGCCACGGAGGCAGAAGCUGCGAGGGAGGCCAGGGCAAAAGUGAUUGCGGCGGAAGGAGAGAUGCUGGCUUCCCGUGCUCUGAAAGAGGCCAGUGAUGUCAUUUGCACUAGUCCGGCCGCCCUUCAGCUACGAUAUCUGCAAACGUUGAACAGCAUAUCCACGGAGAAGAAUUCGACGAUCAUCUUUCCGGUGCCGGUCGAAUUUCUGACACCCUUCUUCGCCAACGGCUUCCGUGUGAAUGCGAAUCAAGAGACUCUUCGAUCUUCGUCGGAACAACUUGCCUCGAAACCGUUCAAACUUCGAUCCGACGUUCUUCCGUGCGUCGGCAACGUUGAGACGGCGAAAUAA